This is a messenger RNA of Asparagus officinalis (garden asparagus), 1734 nucleotides long. RefSeq lists its product as uncharacterized. The record is from RefSeq and is a predicted model, not a curated record. Gene Ontology annotation, biological process: DNA integration. Gene Ontology annotation, molecular function: nucleic acid binding; zinc ion binding. The transcript has 3 exons. NCBI's taxonomy places the organism in Eukaryota, Viridiplantae, Streptophyta, Magnoliopsida, Asparagales, Asparagaceae. Bases 1 to 1734 code for a protein of 577 amino acids.
AUGGCUGGAGCAAUUUUACCUGGGAACAUUUCUGAUGUCAAUUGUGACAUUCCUGAAUUAAAGGGCGAUAACUAUAAGGUGUGGAAAGAAAGAGUGCUUCUGCAAUUGGGAUGGAUGGAUAUCGACUAUGCUAUUCGGAAAGACGAACCACCAGGCAUAACUGAGACUAGCACUCCUGAUGCAGUUGAUCUUUAUGAAAAGUGGGAGCGAUCUAAUCGCCUAUCAGUUAUGUUCAUAAAGACCAAAAUUUGUGCUAGCAUUCGGGGUUUUGUCGAUAAGCAUACUAAGGUUAAAGAUCUCCUUGAUGUCAUUGAUGAGCAGUUUGCAACUUCAGACAAAGCUCUUGCUAGCACCUUAAUUAUGAAGUUUUCAUCCAUGAGGCACAAUGAGUUUAAGUGUGUGCAUGAUUAUAUCAUGCGCAUGAGGGAUAUUGCGGCCCAACUUAAGGAUUUGGAAGUUACCAUGUCUGACUCUUUCCUAGUGCAUUUCAUUUUGUGCACUCUUCCCCCACAAUAUGGUCCUUUUAAGAUCUCUUAUAACACACAUAAGGAUAAAUGGUCAAUUAAUGAACUUAUGACCAUGUGUGUUCAAGAGGAGGGCAGACUGAGGAUGGAAGAGGGCGAAAAGGUGAACCUUACUACUGCUUCUUCUUCAAAGAAGAGAAAGGAUCACAUUGAGGAAAAGGGAAAGGGAAAGAUUACAACUAAGCAAGGCAUAAAGAAGGAGUCUGCGUGUUUCUUUUGUAAAAAGAAGGGACACAUGAAGAAAUACUGCAUUAAGUUUAAGACCUGGCUUGAGAAGAAAAGUAAUUUUCUAGCGUUUGUUUAUGAAUCUAACAUGGUUAAUGUUAAUCAUAAUACAUGGUGGAUUGACUCUGGUACUACAAUUUAUGUUUCGAAUACCUUGCAGGAUUUUGGUUUCAGUAUUCUCAGAAAUUCUGAAGUUAUUGGUUAUAGUAUUCUGUCUGAUGGUUUAUAUCGUCUUUGUCUGCAAAAUGAUAUCGCUUAUAGUUCUAUGCAUGUUAGUACAAGAUUAAAAAGAUGUAUUAUGAAUGAGGACUCCUCUAUUUUGUGGCACCGGAGAUUGGGACACAUCUCCAUUGAGAGAGUAAAGAGAUUGGUAAAGGAUGGGGUACUUGGUACUUUAGACUUUACCGAUUUUGAUACUUGUGUUAGUUGCAUUAAGGGAAAGCAAACUAACAAAUAUAAAAUUGGUGCCAAAAGGAGUUCAAACCUAUUAGAGAUCAUACACACGGAUAUUUGUUGUCCGGACAUGAACGCUAAUGAACCGAAAUACUUUAUCACCUUCAUAGAUGAUUAUUCACGAUAUAUGUGCCUUUACUUACUUCGUUCCAAAGACGAAGCUUUGGAUGCCUUCAAAUUGUUUAAGGCUGAAGUAGAGAAACAAUGUGAUAAGCACAUUAAGAUUGUGAGAUCAGAUAGAGGUGGAGAGUACUACGGUAGAUAUACUGAGAACGGACAAGCACCAGGUCUAUAUGCGAGAUUUCUUCAAGAGCAUGGGAUUGUUGCCCAAUACACCAUGUUUGGUUCUCCGGACCAGAAUGGUGUAGCAGAAAGAAGAAAUCAAACUUUCAUUGGAUAUGCCGAAAGGUCUAAGGGUUAUAGAUUCUAUUGUCCGUCUCAUAGUACCAGGAUUGUGGAAUCAAGAAACGCUAAAUUUCUUGAAAAUGACUUGAUUAGUGGGAGUGAUCAAUUUCGGGACAUUGUUCCUUAA